AUGGGCGACUUCAAUCCGGUCGAUUCUGCCAAACACAGCCAACACAACAAUGCCGAUGACUCGGAGAGGUGUGAGGAAGAACCUAUCCUCUCUCAGCAUUCGAUGUGCUCCUUCCACACCUACAAAUGGGACGAGUUUAAGGAGCACUGGCAAUGUGAAGUGGAAAAGCGGGCCAGAAAGGAAGCAGAAGGCAGCUUUCCAGGCACGUCCAAGAGGCGCUCAGAAUGCAGUGCACGAAAAGUGGAGCAAUCUGAGCAGUUAAAACGAUUUCGAUGCUCAUUUUGUGGCUACCGGUCUAAUUGGAAGUCAGAUACCGGCAAGCAUAUUAGGGUUGCCCACCCCCAACUCUCGAAUGUCAUCAUCCAAACCUUGAGUCCCAAGACAGCGAGAGCAUCGCUAUCAGAGUACUCCAGUGUGCUGAGAGUUCAGAAGCAGAACGGACGUAGAGAGGGCUACAUUCGGCCCUACAUAUGCUCCGUCUGCGGAUACAGAAGCAACUGGACUACCGAUGUGAAGAAGCAUAUCCAAAAUAUACACUCUGGCAAGGGAGUGGUCAAGAAGUUAAACACCGAAGAGGCGAGUAGCACCAUCGAUGAGUACUUGUUACGAAGAGGACGGAAUCGGAGUGUUUGCCACACCACUGGACAUUUAAGUGGCACAAAGAAUGAAGAGGUGGUCGAGUCUGAAAGAGCACAGCAAACACCCAUGGUGGAGCCUCUCUUGACCGAUGGCGUGGUGUCACAGUGGCAGUCGCCCUCUUCACUGUCACUGCCAUUGUCUCAGCCAUCCCCACUACCACCGCUAAACCAGGUGGGAACGUCAAAUCACCGGAGAAAGGGUCGAGCACCGCGACGCUUGACGGUGGUGGCGUUGGGUCCAGAGAGUGACCGUGUAUCCUCCCCUAGACGAAAUGGGGAAGAGGCAGCUGACAGUGAAAGACAUGGCUGA
Messenger RNA from Echinococcus granulosus, 948 nucleotides. RefSeq names its product Transcription factor Ovo-like 2. Lineage: Eukaryota; Metazoa; Platyhelminthes; Cestoda; Cyclophyllidea; Taeniidae. The record is from RefSeq and is a predicted model, not a curated record. The coding region runs from base 1 to 948 and encodes 315 amino acids. The transcript has 4 exons.